Messenger RNA from Anthostomella pinea, 1068 nucleotides. The record is from the annotation of a GenBank genome assembly. Lineage: Eukaryota; Fungi; Ascomycota; Sordariomycetes; Xylariales; Xylariaceae.
AUGUCCGCUCUGCGCCGUAGAACCUCCUCGACCACUCGAGUACCGCUCCGAGAACUGCCAAUGUGGCAUAGGCGUGUAGACAACUCAUCGAUCUUUGCUACUCUGACCGACGAGAAUCCCAAGUUACACCAGAUAGAAGAAGAACUGACUAGCUGCCCCAAACCUGCCGAUCCCAUUCGCAUAACUCAGGCGGACGUCCAUAGAUGGACGGACUUCGACUAUGAGCGGGUCGCCUCCUCAUUAGGGAAGAUUCUUCGUUCAAAGUUCGACAACCCGAUCGAAACCGUCCUCGAGCCCCGCCAUCUCCGGGUCCGGGUGGAGGAGAACAUCGACGAUGUAUUCAAUCUUUGGCACGGCUACAUACUCAACUUAAUCCUCUACCUCCUCACACCUCAUCUGGAAAGUUUUCUUGGAGACGGCGAGCUGAACGGCUUCUUUUUCGGUAAGAAGCCUUUCUCGAUUACGAACACGGAAGAUGGUGGCGAUACCUACCCGGACUGGGGUGUAGCGACAUCGGGCAAUAGACUGCUUCUUGGCGAUACGAAGAUGGACCAAGCUUGGACAUCCCUGGAUCUCGAAAAGGGGAGGAAGGCCAGUCUCUAUGCUGUGCAACAGUUGGGCCAAUACUGCGUUCGUUGCAACACCAGAUACGGCUUUAUCAUUACACCAGCCGAAUUGGUAGUCUUUAGAUUUUACAGGAUCAAGGAGGUAGACGGAGAAAUCGUCCAUGUCGGUUCGCAAUCGCGGAGCAUUCCUUGGUCUAGCUACGGGCAAGACGAGUUGACUAGCAGAGCACAUUACGACCAAACAUACGAUUUGUCGUCCGCCACGGAAGCAGGGACCACACUGGGAACUGACCAGUCCGUAAAAAGCCCGCCCCCCGCCUCGGCAGCUACCAAGCGCAAGCUUCGCUUGCUGGAUGUUAUCACUGAAGAAGAGGACGAAGAGAAGCCCCCCGUCUCGGCGGCUCUCAAGCACAAGCCUCGCUCGUUGGAUGUUGUCACUGAAGAAGAGGACGGGGAGAGCAUCAAGAGGCCUAAAGCCAAGAAGCGACGCUACAGGCUUUAA